GGGCGUGGCAGCGAAGUAAAGAUAAACACACACUCGGUUAUGUCCAUUUCAGAAGUUGUGUAGGCAUGUAUGUAGUUGAAUACAUUCCAAACAAUGUCUCGUUUCAAAAGAGGAGGUAGAGUGGACUCCCUGUCCGGGUUUCAGACGGACAAGGCAGAACCAGCCGUUCCCAACGGACUGCUGAACGCUGCGAGAAAGAGCGGCCAGCUCAACUUAUCGGGUCGUGGGCUAACUGAAGUCCCCCAGAAUGUGUACCGCCUUAAUGUGGACACGCCAGAGGAAGCCAAUAAGAAUCUGUCAUUUGGGGCAGAUGACCGCUGGUGGGAACAGACAGACCUCAUCAAACUGCUGCUCUCGUCCAAUCAGCUCACGACACUGUCAGAUGACAUCAGACUCCUCCCAGGGCUUACCACACUGGACCUCCAUGACAACAAGCUGACCAGUUUACCCGGUGCUCUGGGAGAACUGGAGCAGUUACAGCAGCUCCGACUCAGUAACAACCAGCUGAGCACCUUGCCUGUGGAAAUGUGCAGAUUGCAUAACCUGCACAGCUUGACCCUCCAGAAGAACCUUCUAGAAACGCUGCCCGAAGAGCUGGGACAACUAGACAAUCUGACUGAGCUGGUCCUUUCCAGCAACCGCUUAAACUCCCUCCCCUCCGGCCUGGGGCAUCUAGCCUGUCUCCAGAAACUAGACCUGUCCCACAACCUGCUCACCUCCUUGCCUGACAGUCUGGCCAAACUAACAAGUCUGAAGCUGCUUGACUGCAGCAAUAACCAGUUGACCUGCGUUCCUGCUAGCCUAUCGGAAAUGACCAGUCUGGAGCAGCUUUACCUCAGGCACAACAAGCUCCGUCUCCUGCCGCAACUCCCUGCCACCAAUCUGAAGGAGCUGUACCUGGGCAACAACCAGAUCGAGCGGCUGGAGGCGGAGCAGCUGGCCAGCCUGGCGGCCAUCUCCCUCCUGGAGCUCCGGGACAACAAGAUCCAGAGCAUCCCGGAGGAGGUCACCCUGCUGGCCACCCUCACACGCCUGGACCUCACCAACAACGACGUCGCCACUCUUCCAGCCUCUCUCAGCCUGCUUCCCAAUCUGAAGGUCUUAAUGUUGGAAGGCAACCCGCUGAGAGGAAUCCGAAGAGACCUGCUAUCUAAAGGAACCACUGAGCUGCUGAAAUAUUUACGGGGGAGAAUUAAAGAGGAGCCAGGUAAAGUCCACGAGACUCCCACUGCCAUGACUCUACCCAGCCAGGCCAGGGUAAACAUCCACAACCUCCAGACACUCAAGAUCCUGGACUACAGUGAAAAGCAAUCAGAAAACAUUCCAGAUGAAGUGUUUGACGCUGCAGCCGGACAGAUCGUGACCACCAUGAACUUCAGCAAGAACCAGCUGACCACACUGCCCCCUAGGCUAGCAGAGUUCCAGGGGUCGUUGACGGAGCUCAACCUGGGCUUCAACAAACUGUCCUGCCUCUCUCCAGCGGUCUCCUCCCUGGUUCAGCUCACACACCUGGACCUCAGGAACAACCAGCUGAGCGACCUGCCCUCUGACCUUGGGUCCUUGAAGAAGCUGCGCUCUGUGAUUCUGAAUUAUAACAAGUUCAAAUGCUUUCCUGAUGUCCUGUACGAGAUUGUUUCCUUGGAGACUGUGUUGCUAGGCAACAACCAAGUGGGUGGUCUGGAAGCAGAGCGUCUAAAGGCGCUGGUGGCUCUGUAUACUCUGGACCUGUCCAACAACGACUUGCUCAACGUAGCACCUGAACUGGGGCUCUGCACGUCGCUCAGGUGUCUCAGUUUGGACGGCAACCCCUUCAGGACACCAAGGGCAGCCAUCGUUGCCAAGGGAACGGAUGCAGUGAUGGAGUAUCUCCGCAGUCGCAUCCCCACAUAAAUCCUUUUCCUUUCAGGCUACACCCUGCCCUCUGCCCCCACCCCCAAGAUCUGGGCUUAGCAGCGACCUCUCUGCCCAUUGGCCCGAGGUGAAAUCCCCUACAGAAGCAUGGGGCUGUUGGUCAUGAUAAACGUACAAUCCAUAAAUUCUUUAAGCACAUCUUUACUACAUCCAAUGAGAAGCACUUAUACAUUCAAUAAAGCAUUUACAUUGUGGCUUCACAAUCAUGAUUGCUUGGUGUGUGUGUAUUGCAGGCAUGAUAAACAAGAUGCCAUUUCACGGUCCGUAGUCUUGUCUUCACUGCCUACUACAUAAGUGCUGCAGUUCAUUACGCUAUUGGUUAAUUGACCACUCAAGCACAACCAGGAAGUGUGUAGUCUACUCAUGAGUCAGGAGAUGAGCUCUUUGUAGAAGCUCAGCAGUGUGCCUUUUAUUAGGUUGUGACUCAUGUCAAUAUGGUGGGGUGUGUGUGUGUGGGGGUUGCAAUUUAUCCCCAAACUGCUGUAUUUCCAACAAAGAUUAAGGAGCAAAACUUAUUUUGUUAAGAACAUUUGAAUCAUUUAUUUAAAACAUCCAUUUUUACUUCCAGAGUCGUCUCUCUUGAAAAGAAUGUGGAUGAUGAAGGUGGACAUUAGAAACCCAACAUUUUGACAAAGGCGAGCGAGCAGAUGGGCGCGAAGCAGAGCAGCAGUGAGCAACAUGGUAGCUUCAGAUCCCCAACCCUUGCAACAUCGUCUUUAGAACAUGAAUCCUCUUAAAAGUCAUAACAGACUCGGAACCAUUGACAUCCAAACAAAAAAAUCAUAGUGAAUUUACUUUAAAGCUUAAUGUAGCAAUACUGUCUUUUUAAAUCUAUUUUGAGUGUAUAAAAUGGUAUGCCUUUUAUGCGUGAAGAAACAGAACUUUUUUCUGCAUGCUGACUGGUUCAUUUGCUGGAUCGGCUCAAUACACAACAUUGCUACACGUUCUAUUCUAUCUAAAACCUUCUCUUGCAUGGACACACUCACUCACAUAUGCACACACACACAUCCCCAACCCACAACUUAAGUCACACUCCAAUCAUUAUGUAUGUUUCACAACACGUCUUCUGUUUUACAGAUCACUUCCUUGAGAAGUGAGUGGUCACAGGGGCACAAAUAAACAGUUCAUCCCUUGUCAAGUCAUAAUGUCCCCCCCCCCUUCCAUUGGCAGUAUACCAUAGCUAUGUAAAAAGACCCUUACACACAGGGGGCGGAGCCUAUUGUAGUUGUGAACGAUUAAAGUGGUGGUUAGAGAGGGGAGGGGUAAAGUGAUAAACGUCACAUUUAAGUUUAGUAACAAAAGUGUCAGCGCAGAGCUUCAAACCUUCCUCCCCUUCCCGCAGACCUGUUACGGUAUAAAUGACAGCCGAGGGGCUGAGGUUUAGAGGUAUGGGUUAAACGAGACAAAACAGAAAGAAACACCA
Messenger RNA from Gadus chalcogrammus (walleye pollock), 3334 nucleotides. RefSeq names its product leucine-rich repeat-containing protein 40-like. The transcript has 15 exons. Bases 94 to 1890 code for a protein of 598 amino acids. NCBI's taxonomy places the organism in Eukaryota, Metazoa, Chordata, Actinopteri, Gadiformes, Gadidae. Gene Ontology annotation, molecular function: protein binding. The record is from RefSeq and is a predicted model, not a curated record.